Messenger RNA from Linum tenue, 1259 nucleotides. Lineage: Eukaryota; Viridiplantae; Streptophyta; Magnoliopsida; Malpighiales; Linaceae. The record is from the annotation of a GenBank genome assembly.
CCUGUCCCCUGACUAUCUAUCUGCUACUAGGCCUAGCACAACUGAGGCUGAAGAGAAGUAUAAACAAAACCAGCUCCAUAAGGUCAACCUAUGAAAGUUGAGGAAUAGAAGAACAAAGAAAGAAGGCGGGGAAAAUGCAGAGCGCGUACACCUCUUGGGUGCCCCUAGUUUCUCCCUCUCCACCUCUUAAACUCCCUAUUACGAAGGUCAAGCUAGCGACAGUCCAGAGAAAUUCAAAUUACGCCCGUGAUAGAGAUGACGGCGACGGUGGCGGUACUAACACCAGCGGUGAUUCACCGACGGUGGAGAAUUUCACACUUCCAGCCCAUGUCAAAUCCAUAACGAGCACUUCAAACCCAUUUGUCAGGCACUGCGUCAAGCUCAGCCGCAGCUCUCCUUACCGCCACUCCCAUGGCUCGACUCUCGUCGUGGGCACUACCCCUAUCAGGGAGAUUUCCAAGUUCCAAGAAUCCCUGCCGGAAAGGACCACCCAUGUGGAUUAUCUGUUUCUUCUAGAUAAUGUCGAUGUCCCAGCUGGCCUUGAAAGUUCUUCCCCUGCUCGGACUCUGCGAGUGAGCUCUUUGGUCAUGAAGAAGCUCUCACAAGUGCAAUCUACCGAAUCCAUUGAAGCUAUUGCCUUGAUGAGAUUCCCAACCAGCUACUUUGUUGCGGUUGAUGGCCCAACAGCUGUUGAUUGCAGCAAGUGGUUCCCAUCUCCCCAUCGAAUUCUCGUCCUUGAAGGGAUCCAGGUUACAAUCUAGAUCCAGGCAAUCUAGGCACAUUACUCAGAUCAGCAGUGGCUUUCAAAUGGGGUGGAGUUUUCCUGCUUCCUGGGUGUUGUGAUCCAUUCAACGGCAAAGCACUCCGAGCUAGCCGGGGAGCUUCCUUCCAAGUUCCUAUAGUGUCUGGCGCCUGGCAUCACCUUCAAGCCCUGAUAAAUGAAUUCGACAUGAGAUUGCUAGCCGGCCACCCUGAUAUCAUUGAUGGAUCAAGAUCGGUAUCUCGUUUAUCUCCAGGACUUGCUGAUUCCCUAUCUGAUACUCCGCUAUGCUUGGUUUUAGGCAACGAGGCACAAGGCCUUACGGAGGAAUCUCAAAGAGCAUGCGAGCUCGUGAGCAUACCAAUGGCUAGAGACUUCGAGUCCCUCAACGUUGCAGUUGCAGGGGGCAUAUUCCUCUACAUGCUGCAACCACAUCUAUAAUGUAUAACAUAAUGGGAGUGUGUAAUUCAUGAAAGUUUGCUACUUUGCUAGUCAAUCC